CUUUCAAAUGCCAACCGCGACGACCACAACGACUAUUACUGGCUCUUCGCCACAUACAAUCCACAAGCCCACCAAAGUCUCUUCGUCGCUCUCUACCACGUUGAACACCUUGAUUGAUCGUGCAGGUCGUGCAUUUGUCAACCACGAUCUUCAACUCAGUCAGUCUCUUGUUGAUUCUGCCUUCACCCUCCUCUAUCCUCCUCUAUCGCUACCCGACGCGCUCAAUGACAACAGGAAAACCUGGGAUAUAUUUCGGAUAACUCUUGAGGCCCAUGUCUAUGCAUCGCCUCCUGCCGCUGAGGACGUCCCGGAGCAUUUGAAGGAGAUAAUGUUGCAGUCGCCGCAUGCGUUGAUGACGAGGAUGUACCAACGGUCGCUUACCCUGUUUACCCCGGCUAGUGGGUCGUCAAAGAGCGUCGCGAUGGCAAACGUGGUCUAUAUACCCCCGUCAGUGAUCAAUACCCUCGUCUAUGCCAGUCUCAAGGUCAACUGCUCCGAUGUCGGCCGGGUUAUCAUCGAGGAAUGGCUCGCUCAUCGACAUGGCCGCUUGUCAACGAUCCAUACCCAUUAUGAUGCGUACAAGAAGAUCCUUGCGAUAUACUGCUUGCAGAUUUUGCCGGCCCUGGAGCAAUGGGAUUAUGCCAAAGAGUUUUUGGACUACGAAAGCGAGCUGUCGCCCAGAUCGCGGGAGUAUCUACAAUCCUCGUUAGCCAGGCUUUGUAUACAGGCACAAGCAGUGCGGCAGCCGCCAUCUUCACUUCCGGAUCCCCCACCUUCAUCUUCCUUUUCGAGUACAUCGCCCUCGCCUUCGUCCGACCGUAGCUUCUCGCCGGCUCCAUCAUCGUCCUCUUCCUCCUCUUCUCUUUCAACGACCUCCACCCAUACGGUCGUUCCUUCGACUUCCAAAGGGCUUCAUGUUGCCCAAUCAAUGACUUCAAUCACUACUCUUCCGUCAGCUUCUCAGUCUACGACAUCCGUAUCAUCAGAUGGUACCGCAAGACUUGCACGAUCCGACAGACCAUCAUCCUCGCUGUCUGACCGCAAGCAGAAAACGCAGCGCGAAACCAUGAUUAGACGUACACUGUCUCCCGUUACGAGUGUCAUCACACACCCUGUUGUACCGUCCACUGAAAUCCGAAGCCCAACGACCUUUGCGUUGAUGAAAGCUUACGUAGCUUCCAUUUUAAACUCGACCAAGCUAACGACGUUUUUGAUUCUCGCGGUGAUAUUCCCAUUGAUAUCAAUGAUGUUGCGGUUUAGGCGGCGGCGGCGGUUAACUGCAGAUGGGACAGUCAAUACUGCUGAUAUGGUUAGAAAGAGACUUCAAGCUGUGAACGGGAGAGAAGCUGGUGUUCUUGGGAAGGCUUGGAGCGAGAUAGCCAGGGUUUUGAUGGAUACGAUCAGAAUGGGAGGGAGUGGAUUAGUCUAAUUAUUUGCUACUACUAUAAUUAACGGAUCUAACUUAUUUCUUCUGCACGUUCUCGGUCACCCUAGGUGCAGAAAUCUUUUUGGAGUGGCCUCGAGGCUAGUGCAAAGGCUAGAUAUAUAAAAUCAAACAUUAUGGCUUCGACUUCUUUUCUUUGUAGGUGCCAUCAUCAGGUCUUCCAAGCAACGACGAUGACCGAUUAUGACUGCAACACAAUCCUGGAGGAAGACCGCGACCACGAACUCAGAGUUAUCUUCAACCCGCCGCUAUAUCUCCAACGAAAAAUAUGGAUUCUCGAUGUGAUGAGGAGAGAGAGCGUUACUGAUGUCAGUCGAUGCUUUUCACAGCUUUGCUCUCACUGUAACUGGCCCAGGUCGUCGAUAUUGGUUGCGGCGAGGGACAGCUUCUAACAGCACUCUGCCAGCCAGCUCCGUGGCUUGGCC
Guyanagaster necrorhizus is the source of this 1869-nucleotide messenger RNA. RefSeq lists its product as uncharacterized. The transcript has 2 exons. The record is from RefSeq and is a predicted model, not a curated record. NCBI's taxonomy places the organism in Eukaryota, Fungi, Basidiomycota, Agaricomycetes, Agaricales, Physalacriaceae. Bases 8 to 1429 code for a protein of 473 amino acids.